Messenger RNA from Cajanus cajan (pigeon pea), 1068 nucleotides. Its product is annotated as MADS-box protein JOINTLESS. NCBI's taxonomy places the organism in Eukaryota, Viridiplantae, Streptophyta, Magnoliopsida, Fabales, Fabaceae. Gene Ontology annotation, biological process: positive regulation of transcription by RNA polymerase II. The record is from RefSeq and is a predicted model, not a curated record. Gene Ontology annotation, molecular function: DNA-binding transcription factor activity; protein dimerization activity; RNA polymerase II transcription regulatory region sequence-specific DNA binding. Gene Ontology annotation, cellular component: nucleus.
UCUCUCUCUACAUAUAUCUAUAUCAAAAAUAAAUAAAAAAACAUUUUUUUCUUUUCACCAAAACUAAUUUAAUUCCUGGGUAGCUGCAGUUUAUGUUUGUUCGUACUAAUUUAAAUUUUUAAUUGGUUAUAUUUCAUCUCAUUUCGUUUUACAAGGGAAAUGACUAGAAAGAGGAUACAGAUCAAGAAAAUAGACAACAUAAGUUCGAGGCAGGUUACUUUCUCCAAGCGAAGGAAAGGGCUUUUCAAGAAAGCUCAGGAGCUAUCAACCCUUUGUGAUGCAGACAUAGCUCUCAUAGUGUUUUCUGCAACUAGCAAGCUCUUUGAGUAUGCAAGUUCUAGUAUGCAACAAGUAAUUGAAAGGCGCGAUCGCCAUUCGGCAAUGCAUAGAUUGGAUCGCCCCUCUAUUGAGAUGCAGAUUGAGACUGACUCCAACGACAUCCUGCGCAAGAAAGUAGAAGAUAAAAGUCGUGAACUGAAGCAGUUGUAUGGGGAAGAUCUGCAAGGGUUGACAUUACAAGAGCUGCAGAAACUAGAGGAGCUACUUAAAAGAGGUUUGACCAAUGUUUCAAAACUAAAGGAUGAAAAAGUUAUGGAAGAGAUCUUCACCCUUAAGAGAAAGGGAGUGGAACUGAUGGAGGAAAACCAAAGACUGAAACAGGUACCAAGCAUUUUCCAAGUACAUAGGCAAUCAUCGGAAUCCAUUAUUAGCAAUUCAUCUAAUUUUCCUGAAGAUGGUGGUAGUGAUACAUCUCUCAAGUUGGGGUUACCUUAACUUGAAUAAUGAACAAAAUGUAGAUUAUUAGAACUAUAGAAGUGACCAGGUUCGCUUCCUUUAUGUGUCACUCAAAACCAAUUGAAUCGAGAGUGUUUGCUGUUUAAAAACUACUCUUGUAAAGUAAGUAUAAAUCCAAGGGAUGAGGUCCUGCUUGUAGAAUUGUACUUGAAUUCAUCUUCUAUGUUCUUUUGGUAAAUUGAUCCAAAGGAAGUGUUAUAUGUGCCCGAAUUAAGGGUCGACACUUUGGUCGUAUCUAUAGUUUAUUUAUCAUCAUAAAAAAUUGAUUCUUUC